Cuscuta campestris is the source of this 3344-nucleotide messenger RNA. NCBI's taxonomy places the organism in Eukaryota, Viridiplantae, Streptophyta, Magnoliopsida, Solanales, Convolvulaceae. The record is from the annotation of a GenBank genome assembly.
UUUUUAAUUAGAAAAAAUCAUUUUGAAAAAAAUACUUCAUUGAUCAUUUUUAUAACUUAAUUUAAAUUUAACUUAUCCACCAAUUAAUCAUCAUUACUCUUUUAAGUUUGGCAAGUGCCUGCAAGGAACCACCAGCAAAGCAAUGGCGGCGGCAAUGGCGAAGAUGCUGCGAGUGAUAAUGUGCAUCGUUUUUCAGCCAUUCCAUUCCACCUCUACAUUUCCCAACUUCGUCUCAAACAGAACCGAAAUGAGUAUUCGUCGUCCCCAAACACUUCUCAUUCCUUCCUCAAAGAUAAUAGCUCUCGAGCCAGAGUGUGUCUGAUUUGAGUCUCAUGCCGUGCACCUCCAAGCAUCUGAGGCCAAGCCUCUCCGCGAAACCAUGUAAGAUCUUCUUCUUCUUCUUCCCCUUCCCUCUCAUUCGUCGCCUCUUUUCAUCCCUUCCCAGUCCAUCGGAAUCGCAAGACAACCAAAGUCCGAUUCAACAUCUGGAUCUUCACCCCGUCCGGAGAGAUCCCCCAAUUUCCGAUGAACUGUUCAUUCUCGCCCCCAGAUCGGGCUCUCACAAGCAGGGCGACUCCACCUUUUAUUCUCUCAUCAAGAAUUACGCCAACUCCGGGGACUUCAAGUCUCUGGAAGAGGUUUUCGAUAGGAUGAGGCGCGAGAAGAGAGUCUUCCUGGAGAAGAGUUUCAUCCUAGUGUUUAGGGCUUAUGGGAAAGCGCGCCUGCCCGAUAAAGCCAUUGAUCUUUAUGAAAGAAUGGUGGUUGAGUUUCAGUGUAGACCGACCGUUAGGUCAUUUAAUUCGGUUCUUAAUGUGAUUAUACAGUCCGGUGAAUUUAAUCUCGCGUUGCAGUUUUAUUCUGACAUUGUUGUAGAUAGGAGGGUUUCAGUGCCAAAUGUGUUGACAUUUAACUUGAUUGUUAAAGCAAUGUGUAAGCUGGGUAUGGUGGACAAAGCAGUGGAUGUGUUCAGGGAAAUGCCUGAGUGGGAAUGUAAUCCGGAUGUUUAUACGUAUUGCACUUUGAUGGACGGGUUAUGUAAGGCAGAUAGGAUUGAGGAAGCUGUUUCUCUGUUGGAUGAAAUGCAAACAGAGGGAUGUUUCCCCACUCCGCCGACUUUCAAUGUUUUGAUCAAUGGGCUCUGUAAGAAGGGUGAUUUAGUCCGAGCCGCGAAGCUUGUGGAUAAUAUGUUCCUCAAAGGGGGUGUUCCUAAUGAAGUGACGUACAACACGCUCAUACACGGGUUGUGUCUUAAAGGGAAGCUGGAGAAGGCGAUUAGCUUGUUGCAUAGGAUGGUUUCUAGCAAGCACGUCCCUAACGAUAUAACAUAUGGGACUAUCAUUGAUGGUCUUGUCAAGAAAGGAAGAGUCGCCGACGGUGCACAAAUCUUGAAAGCAGUGGAGGAAAGGGGAUAUGAAGCAAACGAAUAUGUUUACUCUUCGCUAAUCAGCGGGUUUUUCAAGGAGAGAAAACCCGAAGAGGCAAUGAAAAUAUGGAAGGAAAUGGUUGAGAAGGGAAGAAGAAAACCUAACACAGUUGUUUAUUCUGCUCUUAUAGAUGGCUUGUGCGAGGAAGGUAGGCCCGAUGAGGCAAAGGAGAUACUGUUUGUGCCUGACACACUCCAACCAUUUCACUCUCUACGAAACUUGGUAUGGAAGCAAAUGAUGAGCACCGGGUGGAAACCUGAUGUCGUGUCAUACACUUCAAUGAUAUCUGGUCUCUGCAAUUCCGGGUCAGUCGAAGGAGGACUAAAACUUUUCCAUGAGAUGUCAUGCGGAGAAUCUGGAAGUCGACCUGAUGUGAUAACAUACAACAUACUUUUUAGUGCUUUGUGCAAGCAAGAUAGAAUUUCACAUGCCAUUGAUCUUUUAAAUACUAUGUUGGAUCAAGGGUGUGACCCUGAUUCAGUUACAUGUAACAUUUUCUUGAAAAGUUUGAACGGGAAGUUGAAUCCACUUGAGAGUGCGAGAGUUUUUUUGGACGAGCUAGUGGUGCGGUUACACAAGAGACAAAGAGUUGUUGGGGCAUCGAAUGUUAUAGAAGUUAUGCUUCAAAAGGCUUUGUACCCUAACCUGUCAACUUUGGAUAAAGUUGUUAGAGAACUAUUGAAACGAAAGAAGGUUCGAGUAGCCAUAGACAAGUGCUGGAAUGACCUCUUCCUUUGACUACUCUAUAGGUGAGACGACUUCCUUCUUUGGCAGCAUUCUUUACAUAAAAAACUUUUUACUCUCCCCCUUGAAUUAAUACAAGUUUUUUUAAAUGAAACGAAAUUGCCUCCUCUGGUUUUUUUUCCUAAAAAAAUCAGCACGGUCUACAUUUAACAUGAAAUGCGGAUGUUCUUCCAGCUCUAUUUGGCNUUUUUGGACGAGCUAGUGGUGCGGUUACACAAGAGACAAAGAGUUGUUGGGGCAUCGAAUGUUAUAGAAGUUAUGCUUCAAAAGGCUUUGUACCCUAACCUGUCAACUUUGGAUAAAGUUGUUAGAGAACUAUUGAAACGAAAGAAGGUUCGAGUAGCCAUAGACAAGUGCUGGAAUGACCUCUUCCUUUGACUACUCUAUAGAUCUCUCUGUAAAAAGAUUGUCUGGGGACUUGAGCCGAUACUUUUCAUUGGAAAUGAAUAUUCAAAGUUUAAGGAAAUCUGAAAUGAUGGACCUCAUGGAGAUAAAUGGCUAGCGGUCUUGAUUUAUGAACUGGAGAUAUGAAAGGUAAGAGGGAGAGGGAAGACACAUAUUGCUUUACACUAUGCUUGGUUUACACUAUGUUUGGUUCAAGGAAUUUGAAAGGGAAAAGAAAAGAAAAUGAAGUGGAAAACCGUUUUUCUUGUUUGGUUAGAGGGGAAAAGAAAGGAAAAGUGGAAGGAAAAGAAAAUGAGAAGGCAAAAUGUACCAAGUGGAGGGAAAACCAAAUUCCUUCCAUUUUGGGUAAGAUGCAUCCAACGUCCACUCAUCUUCACAAAAAAACCACGUGCACUUAAAGGCAAUGAAUCUGCGAUAGGACAGAAAUUCUGUGUUACAGCACCGAAGAGAUGUUGAGUCAAGUUGGAGAUUGGGCCUGGCCAACAAAAACCCGAGGUGCUCAAAGCCGACCAAGACCGUGUCCCGGGCAGUAAUGGGCCAUGUAGAGGGCCAGAUUGGCUUGCUGUGAUUUGGGCUGGGCUUGUAAACCCAAAAGAUUUAUCCUAUGAAACAGAUAGAAAUAGAAAUGAGGAAAGGGGAUUCCCUUGUCCAAGAUUGAAGUCAAGAGCAAGUAUGCCAACUUAUGACUUACCCAAGGUAGUGCUUCUUAUCUUGUCCUAGCUCUUCUAAACCAGGUUUUUUUUCUAACACAAGAGGCUAAGAUGCAGGUUU